GUUAAUCUGUGAUUCGAACCAAACAAAAACACAAAAAUAGUUAUAAAAUUAAAAUGUCACAUAAUGAAAAUUUAAAAAACCAGCCCACUCCUGGAGAAGGAUUGCGAUCGCUUAAAACUACAGGUGUCUUUAGAGCCAUCAAUUUUGAACUUUAUGUGAAACCAAAUUUGGCUAUAAUGGGUAUAGGAUUAGUAGCUUUCACUGGUUGUCUUGGCUAUAUCGCUUAUAUGAGACAAAAAUAUGAAUCCAUGGGUUAUUAUUCUGCAAUCGGUGAUAAUGGCAAAGAAGAGUUUGUUAAAAAAAAAUCAAAAUGGGACUAGGAAAAUACCUUCAAUAGUAUAAAUAUUAUGUUAUGACCAUCACAUAGAUAGUAAACAAGAUUAACUUAUA
Coccinella septempunctata (seven-spotted ladybird) is the source of this 390-nucleotide messenger RNA. Its product is annotated as small integral membrane protein 8. The record is from RefSeq and is a predicted model, not a curated record. The transcript has 2 exons. NCBI's taxonomy places the organism in Eukaryota, Metazoa, Arthropoda, Insecta, Coleoptera, Coccinellidae. The coding region runs from base 54 to 320 and encodes 88 amino acids.